Daktulosphaira vitifoliae (grape phylloxera) is the source of this 1376-nucleotide messenger RNA. RefSeq lists its product as uncharacterized. Lineage: Eukaryota; Metazoa; Arthropoda; Insecta; Hemiptera; Phylloxeridae. The transcript has 5 exons. The record is from RefSeq and is a predicted model, not a curated record. The coding region runs from base 69 to 905 and encodes 278 amino acids.
CAAACACAUCAUCAAGAUUCACUCCAUAUGACAGAUCUUCUCUUAGUCCAGAUAAUUCAAAUAUAAUUAUGCUAAGCAAUGUUUUGAAUGAAACAUCUAGAGGGAAGAUAUUAGUUGAAUACUACUCCAAGUUUUCAAAUUUCCAAGAUGAACAAAGAACUCUUCUUAUUAAUUUGAUAGCACAAUACUUCGAAGAAAAAUGUGUAAAAAUGACUCUAGCUAUUAGCUAUCAGUUAGAACAACAAAUUUUGGAAAGAUUCCCAUCUGAGAAACUGGAGUAUUAUAGAACUUCUAAACGGGGUAAAAUCUAUAAUAAGUAUUACAAUUUAGCAACGUCAUUUAAUGUUGUAUCUGGACCUCUUGGAACGGCAGACAAGAAAUCACCUGUCAAUUCUGAAAAGUUUAGUAGACAUUCAAAAUGCUCAGAACCAGAGGUAGAUUCAGAGAACUAUAUAAAAAUAUUAAAAUAUGACAAUUUAAGUAAUGAGGAAUUUGACCGAACAUGGCAGGCAUGUUUUAAUUCACGCCUUGAUUUUAUAAAAAAGUAUACAACAAAAGAUAUCUUUGAUAAAUGGCCAGCAUAUAAAACAGCAAAUGGUUACCGUUUAAUUGACAUGGACUUUGAGGCUGCUUUUGAAAAAAAAGGCGACCUUUUAGAAAAUUGGGAAAAAAAUAUUAGUAAAUUGUUGUUAUUCCUUUCUUUUAAUUCUAACGUUAAAGACAAAAAUGUAAGAAAACUUAUUGAAAUUAUCAGAAUGAACAAUCAAAUAUCUGAAAACGGAAGAGAUGCUGCUAUUAUUUGGGCACUGCAUGGGUAUUUUGUACCAACUAAUAAACUUGUUAAGAUUGACCCAAAAACAAAGCAGAAAAAAACUAUAAAAUUCACUAUUCGAGAUUCACAAUAAUCCGUUAUUUUUGUUGGAUCUACAAUUCAAAUGGUCGAAGACCAUAUUGAAAACUUGAAAAAAUCAAAAAAAUCAAUCCAGCCCACUAUAUUUUGUAUUGGAGAAAAUAUAACAUCAAUUAAUGAGAUUUUCCUAUAUUUGGAUGGCGUUAGAUAUAUUUUUAAAAGUAUCAUAAAAGCUCUUGAUAUUUGUUUUAAAUCCAUUUAUUUAUUUGAUUUUAAAUUUCCGGAUGAAUCUGUAAUAUUUUAUUCUUUUUUGGAAUAUUUUUUUUAUGAUUUCAAAGAUAAGCUAAGUUUUCCUAAAGUACAUGUAUUGGAACAAUACUUAAAUAAUUAAAGUAUUGUUCCAAUACAUGUAAUUUAACAACUUAAAUUUAUACAUUAAUUAGUUGUUAAAUUGAUAUUUAUAUAAAUUCUUUUGUUAUUAAUAAUUGAUUGUUUAAAUUCUUUAUACUAAUUUGAACUAUAUUUU